CCAUCGUGCGCGGAUGUUUAGGCUCGUAGUCGAUGCCAUUACCGCACGUUUGCAUGUAACAUCGGAGCUUUUAUUUAUAAACAAAUGUUUAUUUACUUUAAUCACGUCGGUUAAUUUUAGAAUUGCGAUCGGAGCGUUGCUAAAAGCUAUUGCAGUGAAAAGUGGCUUGUUUUGUUCAAUGUUUAUGUUCGAAGGUGAAAGCCCAUGUGCGGCUUUAGGAAGAAACAGGAUCUUAUUAAAAUAUAAAUUGCAGAUCUAGAAUGGCGAGGAGAAAUGUGAGUGUGAUGCGGUUAGGGAGGUGCGUUGCUUUCCUCGCCGCAGCAACCUUCUUGCUUCCCUUCACGAUCCUGCUGAUGGUUGCUGAUCAGCAGUACAAUCUGACUUACAACUCCAAAAGGGUCUUCUAUCAAGAGUAUCUCUUCGAGAAUGGUACUCACGAAGAAGGUCUGCUACCCCGGGACAAGUUCUUGGAAGUUGGCGCUAGAAUGGACGCCAGGAGGGAUUACCUAAGGAGUGAAUGUUCGAGGCUUGGCUUAGAUGGCACAGGACAUAAGGCAUAUGCUUGGGAGUACUUGAUCAACCGGCAAUACCAUGUUAUAUGGUGCAACAUAUUUAAAGCGGCAUCAACAUCUUGGAUGUACAACUUCAACUUAAUGGCAAACUACACCGCCGCGUUCUUAGACAGAACGAAGGAAGUGCCUCUAGAACUAGCCAGGAAGAAAUACGCGCGACCCACAGUAGAAAUGAUUAGAAAGGCGCAAGGUGACUCGAUCACGUUUCUUAUUGUGAGACACCCGUUGGAAAGGCUAGCGUCGGCAUACAACGACAAAAUCGUCCAUGCAUGGCCCAAGUCCUUUCAUGACCAGAUGGGGCGUAGGAUAAUAAAGAAGUACAGAAAAGCAGGAACUAAACCGGUGCCAACGGAGAGGUACCCCGUAUUCGAAGAGUUCGUCUCCUACGUGCUGGACGAAGCCAGGGUCAAGCGAUCGCUGGAUAUGCACUGGACUCCUUAUUCGGACUUCUGCACACCUUGCAAGUUCAACUUUGACGUCAUUCUCAAGUUUGAAACACUGGACGAAGACCAAAGGUUCCUGAUACAAAUGGCGCGGCUCCACGAGGUCAUAAAGCCGGAGUGGAGGAACAGCGGUAAAGGGACGAACACUUUGCACAACAUCAACCAUUUGUACUCGCGUCUAAGGAAAUCGCAACUCGACGGCCUGUACAACUUAUACAAGUACGAUUUGCAGCUAUUCAACUACACCAUAGACAACUAUUACGAAAUAAUACAAAAGGACGACAGCAACCACGGAUGAACGACGAGACCUCCGCAUUAUGAAUGCUUUAUUUUAUACGCCACAAAAGCGCGACAAGCUUGAUUGAUGACGAACAAAAUAUCGGAAAGACUGAUUGCAAGGGAAUAUUAUAAUGGCCACUUUAUCGAUCCGUUGCUAUUGUGUAACUUUAUCAUGGUAACUUGACAAAAAAAUACCCUAAGGGCUGGUUGUUACAGAUUGAAUUUUAUCGAAAGUUACGUUAGUCGAAAUUUUAUCGAUAUACGAAUAUUAAUAUGUUUAGUUGCUUUCAUAGCGUCGCUACAUACGUUAGGUGUGUUUUAUACGUAAUAAACACGCUUCUUGUAGCAUUUUUUUUUAGCUUCAUCAACUUAAAUGCUAUUGUGUAAGGUUGUCCAUGGAUAGUUAAUAUAACAUAUACUUUAUAAUUAAUCAUUGAUCGUUAUACCUAAAUGCGUAUAGAUAUUAACCAUUCACUGAAGAUGCCCGCUACCCGUUAAAUUGUAAAGCUAGUUCAUAAGUAUGAACACCAAAUUUUCUAAUUAGCAUAUUAAUCGUUCGGAUUAGCUGUCAAUCGGUUUUAUUUCACAAUUGUAUCUGUGCCGUAGUUGAUAAUGAAAAUCAUAAAUAUUAAGUUUAAAAAUCCGAUUCAGCAUUGACAUACUCAGACAUGAUGAAGAAGUGGCCCUUUCUGAAGUGUGCGCUCUACGUUGCAGUGCAAAAAUCAGGUCAUAAAAAGUUCGAGGUCAAAGACGUAUUAUUAAAGAACUGAUUUGUCAUUUCUGAAACAAGGUCAUGCUCUAGGCCAGAAACGUAUUGUUACUAUCGUCCCUAAACAUGUUUGAAUUAAAAUUAUAUAUACCUACUAAGACCAGUGGCGUGCAUAGAAGG
Molecule: messenger RNA, 2183 nt
Organism: Pararge aegeria (speckled wood butterfly)
Lineage: Eukaryota; Metazoa; Arthropoda; Insecta; Lepidoptera; Nymphalidae
Product: carbohydrate sulfotransferase 11
Exons: 7
Coding region: 261-1313 (350 amino acids)
Biological process (GO): carbohydrate biosynthetic process
Cellular component (GO): membrane
Molecular function (GO): sulfotransferase activity
Source: RefSeq, a predicted model, not a curated record